GCCGACGAGGCGGAGGAGUCGCUGCUGGGGUUCCACGCCAAGGCCCGGCACUGCGCCAAGAGGGGCGGCAACGUCGGGGCCACCGGCACCCUCAGCUCCCGGAUGCACAACGGCUCCGCCGGGGAGACGCUCAGGAUACCCGUGCCUGUAGGUACCGUUGUGAGGCGCAAGAAAGGGUCUGUUCUUGCCGAUUUGGCUCAUCCUGGUGAUGAGGUGCUCGUCGCUAGGGGUGGACAGGGCGGGAUCAGCUUGAUCGAUGCGCCCGAUUACAAAAGAGGGAAAGCCAUGGCUUUAUCGCCUAAUGUCAUGCGUGAUGUUACUGAUAAGGUAUUAACGCAUGGCCAGCCUGGUGAGGAAAUAAGCUUGGAGUUAAUCUUAAGGGUGGUUGCAGAUGUUGGCCUUGUGGGACUUCCAAAUGCUGGAAAAUCAACACUUCUAUCAGCUAUAACGCUUGCACGACCAGACAUUGCUGAUUAUCCAUUCACUACAUUAAUGCCAAAUCUUGGCCGGCUUGGUGGAGAUCCCACUUUAGGGGCGUUGCAGUUUUCCUCUGGAGCAACAUUGGCAGAUUUGCCGGGUCUUAUUGAGGGCGCUCAUCUGGGCAAGGGUCUUGGUCGCAAUUUCUUGAGACAUUUGAGGAGAACGAGGGUAAUCGUCCACGUCGUUGAUGCUGCUGCUGAUGACCCUGUGAACAAUUAUAAGAUUGUCAGAGAAGAAUUAAGGAUGUAUAACCCCAAAUACCUGGAGCGGCCUUAUGUUGUGGUCCUGAACAAGAUUGAUCUUCCUAAGGCCCAAGAUAGGUUAUCUUCAUUGGCACUUGAAAUAUCUUCAGUAGGCUGUGGAGAAUGCCAUGACAAAAAUGCCAGCAAAGGAAAACUAAAUGAAAACUUCAACAGACACCAUACCUCAGAAGAUGAUGAUAAGGAACUUGGAGACUACCCAAGGCCUCAAGCUGUAAUUGGCGCAAGCGUACUGAGGCACAUCGGGAUCGACGAGAUGCUGAAGGAGAUAAGGACAGCCCUGGAAAAAUGCUCUGAUCACAUGUUACCAGGACCAUGAAUCUAAAAGCCUGCACGCUUGGAGCCCUUAGCAUCAGUCCAAAACCCAGAAACUAUCGAGCUUUUGAUCGAGUUGUUCUUCAACAGCAGCGGUUUGCGACACUGUUGGCAGUUCCUGGAGUACAAGACCACCACCAAUCUGAUUGUCCGAGUUGUUGACGCGGAGAGCUUGAGCGUCCGAGCACGAGCAGCUGCAACCAUCCACGCUGGCUGUGCCUAUUUGGCUCGUCACACUGCCAUAUAAAGGGAGAGAAAGAAACUAGCUGUAUGAAAUUCUGAAGAACUGAUGGGGACUCGUACUACCUACUGCUAGUAGCUACUAGUGGAACUCAUCAUUUGUAAUUAUUUCCGUCUGCUUUAUUAUUAGUAUUAGUAUAAUAUGACAAAGCUUUGGCCA
Molecule: messenger RNA, 1455 nt
Organism: Triticum urartu
Lineage: Eukaryota; Viridiplantae; Streptophyta; Magnoliopsida; Poales; Poaceae
Product: putative GTP-binding protein OBGC2
Cellular component (GO): mitochondrion
Molecular function (GO): GTP binding; GTPase activity
Source: RefSeq, a predicted model, not a curated record